GAUGGAGUCGACGUCCUCGAGACCAGGAGGUGUGGUGUGUGAGUCGACGAGUGCUUCGGAGCCAGUUGUAGAUGUUGGUGUGGGCAGGUUGUCUGAGUUGAGAUCUGUCGGUGGCACGGGUGAUUCAUUGUGUGUGGAUGAGGUUGGUGCAAGUGUGGUGGACUUGAAGAGCGAUCAAUUGGAGUCAGUGACUCGUCCAUCCGACUUGAUGAUGACCGAUGUGAGAGUGGGUGAACGUGGUGAGAUGAGUGUCGGUCGUGACGCGACACCAGUGCACAGAGGCGGUGAUGAAUCUGAGGGUGUUGUGUCAUCAGAGACGAUUUCUGAGUACGGUGUAUCUGGUGUGGAUGUGGAUGACGUUGAUGUGAAGAGGCGAGCGAUGCAGACGAGUGAGGAUGUUUUGUCGUCGAGUAGAGAUGGUGUUGUGAUGGGUGUGUGUUCGACGAGUGUAUCCGAGUUGUUGUCGGACAUGACAGAGAGACGAGGUGUGGACAGUGGUUUGGAUUCGGACAUGCUGUCGUCAGAUGGUGUUAGGUAUGGAGAAGUGUCUGUUGUGCCUGACCAGCGUGGACUUCAGUUACGUGAGGCGAUUGAAGCGGGUCUUGUUGACACAAAGUCUGGACUAGUUCGUGAUCCGUCUAGUGGCGAGGUGUUGACGUUGUCACAGGCUGUGAACAGUGGUCUUAUAUCGGGUGAGCGGUCGUUGGUUCGCGAUCCUAGUUCCGGACGUCUCGAGAGUCUUGGUAGAGUGAUGUUGACAGGUUUGUUGGCGCCUGUAGGUUUGAUUGCUCUGGCGAUGGAGUCGACGUCCUCGAGACCAGGAGGUGUGGUGUGUGAGUCGACGAGUGCUUCGGAGCCAGUUGUAGAUGUUGGUGUGGGCAGGUUGUCUGAGUUGAGAUCUGUCGGUGGCACGGGUGAUUCAUUGUGUGUGGAUGAGGUUGGUGCAAGUGUAGUGGACUUGAAGAGCGAUCAAUUGGAGUCAGUGACUCGUCCAUCCGACUUGAUGAUGACCGAUGUGAGAGUGGGUGAACGUGGUGAGAUGAGUGUCGGUCGUGACGCGACACCAGUGCACAGAGGCGGUGAUGAAUCUGAGGGUGUUGUGUCAUCAGAGACGAUUUCUGAGUACGGUGUAUCUGGUGUGGAUGUGGAUGACGUUGAUGUGAAGAGGCGAGCGAUGCAGACGAGUGAGGAUGUUUUGUCGUCGAGCAGAGAUGGUGUUGUGAUGGGUGUGUGUUCGACGAGUGUAUCCGAGUUGUUGUCGGACAUGACAGAGAGACGAGGUGUGGACAGUGGUUUGGAUUCGGACAUGCUGUCGUCAGAUGGUGUUAGGUAUGGAGAAGUGUCUGUUGUGCCUGACCAGCGUGGACUUCAGUUACGUGAGGCGAUUGAAGCGGGUCUUGUUGACACAAAGUCUGGACUAGUUCGUGAUCCGUCUAGUGGCGAGGUGUUGACGUUGUCACAGGCUGUGAACAGUGGUCUUAUAUCGGGUGAGCGGUCGUUGGUUCGCGAUCCUAGUUCCGGACGUCUCGAGAGUCUUGGUAGAAUGAUGUUGACAGGUUUGUUGGCGCCUGUAGGUUUGAUUGCUCUGGCGAUGGAGUCGACGUCCUCGAGACCAGGAGGUGUGGUGUGUGAGUCGACGAGUGCUUCGGAGCCAGUUGUAGAUGUUGGUGUGGGCAGGUUGUCUGAGUUGAGAUCUGUCGGUGGCACGGGUGAUUCAUUGUGUGUGGAUGAGGUUGGUGCAAGUGUGGUGGACUUGAAGAGCGAUCAAUUGGAGUCAGUGACUCGUCCAUCCGACUUGAUGAUGACCGAUGUGAGAGUGGGUGAACGUGGUGAGAUGAGUGUCGGUCGUGACGCGACACCAGUGCACAGAGGCGGUGAUGAAUCUGAGGGUGUUGUGUCAUCAGAGACGAUUUCUGAGUACGGUGUAUCUGGUGUGGAUGUGGAUGACGUUGAUGUGAAGAGGCGAGCGAUGCAGACGAGUGAGGAUGUUUUGUCGUCGAGCAGAGAUGGUGUUGUGAUGGGUGUGUGUUCGACGAGUGUAUCCGAGUUGUUGUCGGACAUGACAGAGAGACGAGGUGUGGACAGUGGUUUGGAUUCGGACAUGCUGUCGUCAGAUGGUGUUAGGUAUGGAGAAGUGUCUGUUGUGCCUGACCAGCGUGGACUUCAGUUACGUGAGGCGAUUGAAGCGGGUCUUGUUGACACAAAGUCUGGACUAGUUCGUGAUCCGUCUAGUGGCGAGGUGUUGACGUUGUCACAGGCUGUGAACAGUGGUCUUAUAUCGAGUGAGCGGUCGUUGAUUCGCGAUCCUAGUUCCGGACGUCUCGAGAGUCUUGGUAGAAUGAUGUUGACAGGUUUGUUGGCGCCUGUAGGUUUGAUUGCUCUGGCGAUGGAGUCGACGUCCUCGAGACCAGGAGGUGUGGUGUGUGAGUCGACGAGUGCUUCGGAGCCAGUUCUAGAUGUUGGUGUGGGCAGGUUGUCUGAGUUGAGAUCUGUCGGUGGCACGGGUGAUUCAUUGUGUGUGGAUGAGGUUGGUGCAAGUGUGGUGGACUUGAAGAGCGAUCAAUUGGAGUCAUUUUGUCGCCCGUCGGACAUGUUUUUUACGGAUCUUAGAUUAAAUGAUAUUGAUAAAACUUUCUUUGAUUAUCCUCUCUCGUGGAAAUGCGGUUCCACUUCUGUUUCUUUGGUUUCUGGUCGUGAUACCAAUGAGAUUUAUCAUUAUGUAAGUUUUUUAUGUAACUCUAGUUUUCGAAGUGUUUGCUUUGUCGUUUGUUAUUUUCUGUAUUGCGUUUAUCGUUUUAUAAGCCUUUUCCUUCUCAUUGUUAUCUGAUAUUUUGUGUUGGUUUACCUAUCUGCAUAUUCUCUUAUUUUCUUGUCUGUUCGUUUCCGUUAUAUUUUUGUUUUUUAAUUUUGUCAAUGUUUUCUACUUGUUGUUCUUGCUCCCAAUUUUUUCCUUCGUUUUUCUUUAGCAGGGUCUUACAUGCUAAUUUGUUGAAUCGUUUCACAUUUUUUAAUCUUUAUUUUUCUCAGGCCUCAUUUUAAUCUUUUUAUUACGUUUUAGUUAUGCAUGUAUAAGAAUGUUUUGUGUUUGAUAUGGGAUUUUCAUCGCAACUGAAUAGAUUUAUGAUUAUUUCAUACUGCAUUUUAAUUUACGUUAUAUGUAUUAAUUUCAUAAUCAUUUUCAUUCUCUUAAUCAAGCUUUUGUAUUCAAGUCUGCAAUCAAUAUCAUUGUUGCUGUCGUAGGAUAUAAAUUAAAACGGUUUUUCAAUGCACCGUUUUUAAAUUGCAUCUCUGGUUAACCGUGGUUUGUAACAACCACUGUUUUUUCUUUAUAUCUAAAUAUCUUUUUUAAAUAUCAGUGAUUUAGAAAUCACUGGUAAAGUUUUAUUUUAUGCUUGUUUAAAGUGAAGAAAUAUUUCCGUUUUUCUGAAUUAUUGAAUUGUUUUUUGUUUAAAGUUUUAUUUGAUAGUUUAUAGAGAGUUUAAAAAUUCAUUAAUCAUUAUUGGAUUACCUCAGUAUAAAUGACUUACAACCACUUUGUAUUCAUUAAUAUCUAACCUUCAUUAAGUGACAAAUGUUCUAAUUUUUUCAUAUCCCUCACAUGGUACACCUUUAAUUAUUUGCUGACUGGCGUAUAUGAUGGUGUAAGUUAGACUUUUCACAUGGAAACUAACAAUACUGAUGUAUCAUAUAGAUUUGAACUGACUUAUAUAGUCUUAAAAUCAGUUACUCACUUCCUGGUGGCACUAAGAUAUUUGUUUCUAUGAUUGAUAUUCCUCUUCUUUGAAAUUUAUCAUUCUGGAUUUCGAUUUAAAAGGCAUUUUAAUAUCUAACGCUCUUAUGCGAUUCUGGUCCUAAUUAUUCUUGGAGAUCUAUCCAAUACUAAUUUUUUGUAUUAGUACCUCAUCGUAUGUUCAUUCGUGGGGACUGACGAGUUCAUGUUAUUCAUAGCGUGUGUACAUCGUUUGUUGCUGAUGGUGGUUAUAUUGUUUUACUAAUCUGAAAAACUAUUUACAAUUCCUUGUAUCUUUUGUGAAGGCGAUAACAUGACUCGGAUAAUGAAAGUUGGUAAACGAAUCCUAGUUCACUAGCUGAAACCGAUACCUCAAAUCAGAACAGAUUUUACAUGAAAAAAUUACCGACCAACCGACUAGUUAUGUAUCAUAGGAGUGUUAUUAAAUGGUGUCAUUUAGGAGCAAUAUUUAUGAAAUUAUUAAUCUAUACGCUUAUUAUUAUUAUUUGAUUUUUGCUGUAUAAAUGAUCAAAUCCGUCAUAAACAAAAUAUAUUUACUACAGAAGUGUGUGUGUUUAACUAGACACUUAUAUAACCCAUCACAUUUUGACACCC
This is a messenger RNA of Schistosoma bovis, 4345 nucleotides long. The record is from the annotation of a GenBank genome assembly. NCBI's taxonomy places the organism in Eukaryota, Metazoa, Platyhelminthes, Trematoda, Strigeidida, Schistosomatidae.